Porites lobata is the source of this 15101-nucleotide messenger RNA. Lineage: Eukaryota; Metazoa; Cnidaria; Anthozoa; Scleractinia; Poritidae. The record is from the annotation of a GenBank genome assembly.
AUGGAAUGGAAAUCAGCAGUCCACAAGAGUCAGUUUAUUACGGAUAAAAUGGAUGAAGGUGAGAAAAAUUUAAAUACUGGAAACAAAAUUGGGUCAAUUACGUUGCAUAAUUGUAUGGCCUACGUUACAUUUAACGUUAAGUGGCAAGUGCAUCGCUGUUUUCUUUUAAAAAGGCUCCCCCUGAUAUCAUAUCACAAGAUUGUAAGAUGCUGAUAACAAACGCAGCUAAGUUUGUCUCCUUCUUUCGUUUGUACCACCCUAAUUAAAAGCUAUCGAGUAUUUACGUUCAUCGGGGUAUCUGAAAGGUGACGGGCUAUGAAGUAUGCUCCCCAGCCUUUCUUGACAGUUGGUAGCUCAACUUAUUUACCGACCACGGUGCACGUGAAGUCCCAAAUCAAAAGACUUGUUUACGUCCUCUGUGGUCUAAAUUUUUUAGGGUGAAAGAAUGGACGGCCCUAAAUAGUGAGAAAAACGUUCUUCCUCGAGAAUUUAGAAUACAUUUAGACAUAUUUCAUGACUUUGUCCCAGCUAGCUUUAAAAAAAAAACAGAAGAACAAUGCGGGAGGGAUCAGUUGCGGAUGCGUAAUUAGUAGAAUGCGUUUUAUAAGAAAGACACACAAUCAAAAUUCUCCAUCAUAAUUUUUACUUAGGCCAUGAUAGAGCAAUAUUGAUCCUAAUAUAACAUGAAAAGCUCAUAAGCUAGUCUUAACGGAAGGGAGAAUCAUAAUUCAAGAGAUCUGAUGCAGAAUGUUUUAGUUUUUAUGGCGAUUAAUUACAGCCAUGGUGAGCUGAGAAAAAACAUCGAGACUGAUAAUGAUUUUUAAGUUCUUCCUUUUUUUCGUUCUUCUUUGUUACAUAAAUGAGAUCGCAUGCAGACAGCCUACAUAAAUUAAUUUACUUUUGACUCUAAUUGGUUUAAAAUACUUAACAACUUCAGAUAUAAAAAUAUGAUACAAAAAGGACAAAAGGGAGGGGAGGUGGUGCCCAUUUGAAAAAGACGAAGAUGAUUAUUGAACUUCGCCGAUUUUGGUCUGAAAAAGGGUGUUGCAACUGAAAGCCAAUCAUCAGUUUAUCUUUUACAAGUAUCGCUUAGGAUAUUACGUAAAGAACUAUCUGUUCAAACUCGCGUGACUGGGUUGCAUACGGCAUUCGAUGUCAACUUUUUUAGCAACAUGAAAGUUUCUAUAGCUCUUGUGCCCUAAUUUGGUUUCACAAAAAACCUGAGACGCUCCUAGAGGCGAUUUAACCCAAAUUUUCCCACUAGCAUCCCCGGCCCUUUUUUUUAUGAUAGUCGCCCCUCCAGCUCAGGAGCAUGUGAUGCACUUCCCAAAGUUUUGUAGAUUGCUUAACCAGUUGAGAAGUCAAGGUUGAAAAUUAGGGAAUGGCAUUCUGAUACCGUAUACUGUAUCACCUACUCAAAGGAAUUAUAUGAAGUGCCAUACUUUCAGGUCAAGUGUAGGCGUUACCAAAGUUUCCAAGUUCACUAAAGUUCAAGUCUAUACUUCUAUCACUAAAAAGAAGCGAUAGUUUCUGCCAAACAUGUGGCUUGGCGCACUCGUUAUGAGUCUGCAAAUGACUACAAGGAAUGGAUCAUGCCAUUGCUUAAUUUUCUAUACGUUUUCAUCUGAAGAGCGAUCCAUGGUUGACUUCAGAUCUCUGUAUGUAAUUAUUAACGGAUUAUUAUUAUGGCAGUACAAACGUCUGGAUGCCCAGAGUAAAAAAUAAAAGCUUUGGCUGGGCGGCAAAUCUUAACCAGCCGCUGCAUCGACUAAAAUUUGUAGUAACAAUUGCACAAUAAUUUGCGCCAAAAAAAAAAACCUGGGUAAAAAUGAUUUGAUAAAAGUGUUAUAUAAAUAAGUAAAUAAAUGAACAAGUAAAUAAAUCCUACAAGCUUUAUGGACGUCUUAAUUAUAAAAUGAAAAUGUUCAUAAGUUAAACCAUCCUUCAUAUAGCUGUCCAACGUCUGAGGUAUGUAAAUAAAAUUUCGAUAAUGUACAAGAUUAAGUAUCUGUUAUUAUUAUUAUUAUUAUUAUUAUUAUUAUUAUUAUUAUUAUUACUAUUAUUAUUAUCAUUAUUAUUAUUAUUAUUAUGUGUUGUUAUUGUUGACAUUAUGGAUACAGAAUUUAAGUAGUAACUUUUUAUCAGUUUGAAUUAUUAUUUUUAAAUAGUUUUUUUUUUUUUUUUAUUAACUUUUUGAUGCUUUUUAAAAAUUUUAGAAGUCUUUAAAUGACAAUUCUCUUUUUCAAGAAGAAGAUUUUUGUUUUCAUUUAAACCUAUGAAUAAAGUUUUGUAUUAUUAUUAUUAUUAUUAUUAUUAUUAUUAUUAUUAUUAUUAUUAUUAUUCUUGUUAUUGUUGUUGUUAUGGAUACCCAGAAAAAUUUUAGUGAAUGUUUCAGAUGUUCUUUCGAAGGAAAUCAAAAUCAUCGUCGAUUUUCGGACAAUCUCUCCUUGUCUCCUUGUUCAAAGCACAACCAAAUGGUUUAAAACCACUGAACACUCAUCUGCACAUUUGUUCCCUGAUCCCCUUUGGAAGGGUCGGCUUGGGCGUGGAUAGGGUAUGUGGGAAGUGCAGGGUUCCCACAUAAUGACCCAAACAACUCCUUGCCGAACUACCCAGAUUUUUCCCAAAUGCUCCACAAUAUAGCCAAAACUUGCAAAGACCUGCAGAUUUGAAAUUCUUAGUAGUUUCAACGAGGUAAGCGGCAAAUUUGGUUGAAAGCCCAGUUAUUUACUGUACCCAAUACCUAACCUGACUGAACCUAUCGAGGACACCGGGCCUAGGUAGCUCAUUACCAAAGACACUCUUAGUGCCAAGAAAAUUGUUUUGAAAAAAUAGAUUUAUCCCAAACGUUUUUUAAAAGAGAAGUAUGUGGGAUCGGCCGUAAUGACAGACCUUCAGUCAUAAGUGGACAAAACUCUGCAAAAGAAGAUGAUCUUCAAAUUAAAAAAAUCUGCAACAGGUGAUCCUCAAAAGCCAUAAUGGGACCGGUUGUAAUGGGACUUGGUAAUCAUUCAAUUCGCUAACUUCAACAUUAUUUUGGUAUAACAAGAUGCAUGCUGAAGGCAAAGUCUGACUAUUCCAGAUAAGCUUCGUGGCCGGGUAUUACGGCAGUUAGCAUGCACAGUGGGGGUGGAAUUACCAUCAUUGACCAUUUCAACACUUCAGCGCAGUGAAAGAUAUCCACAGUGAUGCCUGUAUAUAAAAGCUACAAUUGCACUAGCUAAGUGAAGAAACGUUGAGUGACAACAACCAAGAGGGAUCGAUAAUGUAAUUUUUUGUCUAAAGAGCUAUUUGUUUCUGGGAAACCUAAUUCUUUUACUGGUUCAUGGAUGUGUAGUUGGGCAUCGAAGCAUUGCUCCUUUUCUCUGUCUCUGCUCAUUGCAAGAAAAUCACUUCUAUCUACGGAAGGUAUUUUACAAAUAGUAGAAGAACGCGAGGAGCAAACAACUGACAUAACAGCAUUGUAGAAGCAGUUAUUCAAUUAAUUAGCAUCAGCUUUCAAGGUACAUGGCUACCGCUUUUCGCUUAAUGAAUUCCCCUUUGCAAGCUACCCUUCUGGAAAAUGCGAAAGUAUUCGCUGCAUAAAUUCUGUGUUGUCAGCAACUGCUUUUUGAAUUCCUCAGAAGGUUGCUUUGUUUGAUAACACAAUGACUGCUUUCCCAAAUUUAGACUUAAACAAAAAUGUGUACAUCUUUAGAACAAUCUGUACGAUGUGACAGAUAGAGUACAAUGAGCCUCCUUCAGAAUCUUUAGAGCCUCUUUAGUGUUUGAAAGAGGAUGGCGAUGUUUUAGGUAGAGCAUCAGUGACUAUCAAAUUCAAGUAUGUGGAAUAUACACUUUUUCUUGCUUUCCUAAAGGCUUGAUACUAAGUCGAAAGAUCAGGUGAUUUUAUAUGAUAGCUAAUGAUGUUACCACGUAUCGAAUUGUACUGAAAAAUGAAAGGUGUUUCCUUUGUUUCCGAAGCAAUCAAGGGAACUAAUCGCCUCGUGCAGAAGUCUUGUAAACGGGCUAUGAAUAACACGUUUCUUGACCACCCGGAGAGUUUGUUUGGGAUAAGCACGAGCCUUCGCCGCAUGCACAAAAAGGCUCAGUUUUGUUACUUACCUGUUCAUCAAUUCGACACAUUUCAAAGUUCGGUCGCUUUUAAUCGUCCGCGCCCUCACAAAUUUCACGCCUACUAAACAGCUUUGGCAAAUAGCCGUGAUCGUUUUAGCAGAGCAUUCUCACGUCAUCCCAGUUUAUUAAAAAAGCGCAAGGCUUUCAAUGCUAGCGCAGGGGUCACGAAUAUUUCCUAUACAUCUUUUGUAAAAUCCUUGACGACCAAAAGGGGGGCUUGGCAGCUGGCAUGUGGUUCAUCCCAAACCACAGGAGUGCAAACUAUCCAAACCCACUGGUCUUCAACUGCAAAAAGGAAACAGCUUUUGGUACAGAAUUUGGCUUCUUUUAUGACACCGUGGAGUUGUGCUAUAAUAAUUCCGGAUUGUAUUAUAAAGCUCGUUAGAUAUAGAGUCAUUCGCCAUUCACACUAACUCAGUGUAAUGGCCCAUGUACUGAUCAUUAUUCUGAUCAGAUCUGUUUUGCAUUUUAAAUGUGCAUGAGACUCUAUCGUCAAUUUUUAUCUUCCAGAAACCGCAACUGUACACAUAUAACCGAAGGUCAACUAGAAGCUUUAGAAAAUUAUGAUUUUAUCACUUUUCUUUUAACCCCAAAUUAUAAUAUGAAUAGAUCGCCAUAAGUGAUUAAUUGUGUGUUUUGACAGUCAUCUGCAUAACUUUGAAUCUUUUCUUCUCUUCACUAACAGGGCAUACUGCUUCAUAACACCGCUUGGACGGACGACAAUCACAGAAUCUGUGAUUGAUUAAGUGACGGAAAACGGAGACGUGUAGCAGAUUGAUGUUGCGCGCUUCGGGAAUACGUCGCCUAUCUUUGACCAUCGACAAGAUUGGUUUACAUAGCAGAGAUUAGAUCGCAAAGACUGAGCUAAAUCUCUCUUGAUUAAGAGUGUUUAAAGCAAUAUCAACAGCUAAUAAGCCGGCAAGUCGGUCAGGAAUCAAACUCAACGCGUUGGAGGAUGACAAGGUUUUACUUCCAUUAAGAUCGCCAGUAAUCAGUUCAGCUAUGGAACGACAGGGUUUUGUUGCUGUGACAAAUUUUCUCGCUUUAUUUAUAUUGUUUUCGAACUUUUAUCGGCGUGAUAUCAAUGCUGUGCUUGCAACUUCGUCUGCUCUGACAAACUCGUGUUAUGACGAGUAUGGAAGACCACAGAUGUGUCUGCCAGAAUUUCACAACCUGGCUUACGGUAAACGAAUCAUCGCUAGUCACUCGUGUGGCAAACCUCCUCGGGAAUUUUGUAAAUGGGAGCUACGAGGUUACACAUGUGAUGUAUGUGACUCAAGAUUUCCAAGCAAAGCUUACCCCGUCGAGUAUCUGACAGAUCUACACAACCAAAACAAUGUGACUUGCUGGCAAGCUGAUCCUAAACAAUCGAGAGGGAAUGUUUCCCUAGUACUAUCCCUUGGUAAAACGUAUGAUAUAACGUACAUUAGCCUCCAAUUCUGUGGCACAAGGCCAGACUCUAUGGCUAUUUACAAGUCAGUGGAUUUUGGUAAGAGUUGGAGACCGUAUCAAUUUUACUCUAGCUCGUGCAACAGAGUCUAUGGAACGCCAAAAAAAGCUUUCGCCAGCAAAGAAAACGAACAGGAGGUUUUAUGUACGGACGCACAUCUCAUAAGACCUCUUCAAGGAGGCAGAAUUGCCUUUAGCACCCUGGAGGGACGGCCCUCAGCGAAAGAUUUUGAAGCUAACAUCGCUCUGCAGGAGUGGGUCAGUGCAACCGACAUCAAAGUGGUCUUCGACCGUAUCAGUUAUUCAAAGACUCGAGAUACGAGUAAAUACUAUGCAGUAUCAGACCUGGCAGUUGGUGGACGCUGUCACUGCAAUGGCCAUGCAGGCAGCUGCUCUACUACUCGUGAUGGGAGGCCUGUGUGUGACUGUAAGCACCAUACGGCUGGAAAUAACUGUGAGAAAUGCAAGGCUUUUUUUAACGACAGUCCAUGGAAGCCUGCUAGCGAGACGUUUGCCAACGAAUGUGUGGGUAAGUUUACAGUCUUACAAUUAUUUGUAACAGUAGUUCCUCUAUCUGCCUAAGUAAAAUCUCGAGUCAACUUCUACGGUUUUACGGAGAGUAAUUGCGAUCGCAGUUUGAAAAAAGAAUGGACAUUAACUUUUCGAUUUAAAAUAUUUUCCUAUUUGAAUUAUCCCUUUUUAUUUUUAUUUUAUUUUUAUUCUUUUUUUUUUCCUGAUGUCCGGUAGUUUUGCUUCGACAAAUCACAGCGUGUAUUCCUUCCCUACUGAUAUGCACAGGGGAGGAUGUUAUUUGUUGGCGGUGUUGUUCUAUUGACAUGACCGAGAUUGUUUGGCCUCUUUUGGGCAUCCUGAAAUAACUGUCAUCGCUGCACAUUAGGCUAAUUAGCGCUCAUGAUAGCACCAGAUAAACCCUAGUUCGAUUCGAAAAUAUUUCAUGCAAAAUUUUAAAAAAAGAAACUUUGUGGUACGAUGCGAACGUUCAUAAAUAAAAUCAAAUGGAAUUUUCCGGCUUUUUUAAACGUUAUUAGCGCUUUGGCAAAAAAAAAAUUGUCGGCUUUCUUUGGGGAGACAAAGGAUCAAUAGAGGGCCCAGAAUGUCUGAUGUCAAGUUAGUGGACAAUAAAUGAGGUGUUACCCAUCUAAAGACUGCUAUUUUCUCUGAACAUUAACAAGCGCCUAUUGUGUGAAAAAUUGCUGUACAAUUAAGGCACGCUAAACAGGGUACUGGGGUACGCUAGGGUUUGACAGGGAGUCCAAUAGACCAUAAAAGGUCUUAUUAAACCAAAGGUAGUUCCAACACUGUUCUACGGUUUUUGAGAGAAGAUCGUGAAAUUCUAACCACCAGUAAGGUUUUACUUCAUGUAUCCUUCGGCUGUAUCUAUGACCUGGUUUGAUUUUGUUUGAUCCGUCUCUGGGCUAAUAUUUUUGCUUAAUAAUUAAUUAUGGAAGUUAAUGAUACCCAAUACUCAUGGUACAUAAAGUAUUUGAACACAAAUGGAGUAUGAUCGAGACAUACAUGGUAUGUACAAAUAACACCGUUUAGAAGGUCAAUAAACUUUUAAAGGCCAUUGCUACUUCCUGUAUAAAUCAAAUUCCGUUUCGCUUAGCCAUUCAUCAUACUAAUACUUUCUCAAUAGAUUACUUUUACAAGGGCCAUUCAGUUCAAACAAGAUUAAAAGACACGCUUGCAGAAACAUGCCAAAUUCCCAACUUUUGUUAAACUCAAUCUAUUUUAUUAAACGCAACUACAAAGGGCUUGGAAGUGUUUUAAUCAGAGUUGUGUUUUUAAAUGCGUCUGGCUGGCGACAUGGAAAUCAGUUCAUCACCUCAAACAAGACAAGUUGAAUGCUUCAAGGAACUCAGUAGUUAUUGCCGAGCAAAGCUUACGUUUUAUUUACUGAGGUUAAGACUCUCCUGAGCCUACGGUGAAAAAUUCUUUCCAAUUUUACGCAUGAUAAGAGAAGCUAUAUGACCGAUUAAAUGUAGAGCUACUAUUAUUUUUAGAAAGCAAAAGUAAUUGCAUGAGAUGAAAUUGCAAAAAACAAUUUUCUGAUAUCAGUUUUGUUAACCUUAGGAGAGAUUAGUAGUUUCUGGGAAGAAGGAAACUAAAAAGAAUCUGGCUGAUAUAUACCGGGAAACGGUGCAUAACAACUGUCCUACAGCCGGAACCUAACUUGCGAUUAUAGGGAUAGAGAGAGGGCAUGAAAAAAGGCGUUUUAAACACUAUAGUCACAUAUUUAUCUAGCCUGAGUAUCAGGCCUUCCUAAGGGACUAGGGGAGAGGAGAUUUUAGGUAAUAUAUAUAUAUAUAUCUAUCUUCAAUUGAUAUGCACAGUUUCAGUCAACGAGUUAACCUGUUUGCGUUUUUCUUCUGGUCGGUAUCUUGUGUUUUUUCUAAGUCCUGUUGAUAGCCGUAGCUGUUGAUGCUAAUGCAAUAAUUUAUGGCAGGAUAGAGAAAUGUCUACGUGCUUCAAAUUUUCACACUUUAAGGGACGAUUCGUGCAGAUUGUACUUGAAUCAAUAAAUGCAAUUUUAGAGAGCAAGAUUUUUAAGCAGAACGAAAAAGCUAAGUUAUCCAAAAUAAAAGAAAAAAUUUGAUAACUAUUUUUUUCCAAGCCAUUCGCAUUUUAAAAAUAAUAAUUAUCAUUUAUGGGCAAUGAUACUUGACGAGAAAAAUCUUUGGGAGUCUCUCAGAGGUCAAAGAUGCUCCCUAAGUUUCGAAGAAUUGUUCAUGCGCAGUAAUCGUAUACAUUACGAUGGUAUACAAAUCCGUCGAAAACCAAAAGUUCAGUUUUAUGUAUAAAUGCUGCUGGUCAAAAAAAUCUCACUUUUUGUUUUUGGGCUCACGAGGUGGUCUUUUCAUGCAAGAGUCACAGUUUAGUGCAUAAAAACCUUCUAAGAGUUGCGUAUCCCGUACGUACUCGAUAUUUGUUUGCUUAAAAGUUAAGCUGUCCUUUAAAGCUUAAAGUUUCUACAAAACUAAUGACUUAACAGUCGCGCAGUGAAAACUAGCUGUAAAAUGACUGAGUCCUUUCCUCAAACGUCAUACGGUCCUCCCUUGAAGCUACAGAUUUGCGGAUUUCUCUGCAAGUUCCAAGGUUAUUGUUUUAAGUUAAUUAUAAUUUCAUAAACGGGAGCUUCGCUUUUGGCCUUGGCUAAAUCUAUGUAUAAUCUGCAUGAGAGGGCUGGCGGUCACAGUAUAUUCCGAGGGUGAAAACAAGGAACAGACGGCGAUGUUUCCUGCAGGUUUUGCUAGUAAUCUUUGCUUGAUAUCGCGCUGACAAAUUGCAACAAUAGUUGAGGUUAGAGAGAUUAAAACCGGAACCAAUAAGUGCUAAAAAAAACCGCAAUGGCCAGAAUUUCUUAUAUUAAAUGAUAAGAAAUUUCCGCUUGUUUUCUAAUUUUUCCAAAACAGCGAUUAUCUACAAAAAAGUCUGACUUUGAUUUAUUGAUCAUAGCGCCCUCAAACCGAGAAAUCAGUGUACGAAGUCUAAAAUGAAAAAGUCUUUAAGAAUAUUGCAAAAAAUAACUUUAUGACAGCUAAUGUUGUGUACGUUAAGAUACUUAAAGCUAGUUUUCCGCUCGUUUCGUAUCUUAAAAGAAUCCACAGUGAAUACCAAAUUCGCUGCCAAAGUUUCGCUCUCAGAACCAACAUCAGCCCAAAUAGAUUUUAGCUCAAAUAUUCGCAUUUUUCUCCUCACUUUCAAGCAAAAAAAUUUAGUCGAAGACCUAUGUCAUGCAAAACUGACCAUCGGAUUUACGCAAUGUGGUUCAUCGUCUCCCAAAUUGGAACGGGGCAUUUUAGUCUUCAAAAAGUAAUGAUUUAACAUGUUUUUUUCUGGUCAGGUAAGUUUACAAAGGAUGGGAAGAUUGCAAAGUCGCAACCCAUUUUACAAUUUUCGUAAAUAUUCGAAACAGCGACCACGGUUCACUUGGCAGCAUCUGACUGUGCGUGUCGUAAUGUCCUAAUUAGUAAAAGUUUUGGGAGCGUACGUUGUUUGUGGUGCAUCCGGGGUUUAUUUCCGCAACUUUGACAAGUGUUGACCAACUUCAAUAGUUGCGUCACGUAUGCGGCUCUUUUAAAAAAUCCUUCAUUCAAUAAAAUCUCAGCAUGAUAAAUUAGCGUUUCCCAACAUCAAUGUACCCGGCAAACUGUAUUAAACCGCCAACCAAACCGAACAAUGUUGCGCCGAAUUCUGACUUUGUACUCUCUUGUUUAGCGUAGUCAAGAGUCUGCGAAAGUGCUGUCAUUAAAACAGUAAACUUUAUUUUAAUUGCGAGAAGCAGCUUGUUUGCGUUUCUCUUCUUUAAGGCUUUUCUUAAGUUUAAGAUUUACGGCAUUUGUCAAAUCCAGAAUACAUGUAUUUACUGAAAAGAGUGACGCAUACGCGGCGAAAUAGACGAGCGCUAAUAAGACUGUAUAAUUAAUGAGGUGUUACAUCUUGCAGCGAAUUUAUAGCAAACAUUGUCUUGGUCGAGUUAAGAUCAUAAAUCAUGACAAUUAUUGAAGACACCAGGUAAAACAAAAGUACUAGAGUGUUGUUGGCGUAUUUGAUCGUAUAUGAUUCCACCAUAGUAUGUGUUAAAGGAUAAGAAAAGCUCAAAUCUGCGAAAAGAGCCUCCCUGAUGAUCUAACCUUCGUGGCCUGUGUUCCUCCCUUUUCCCUUUCGAACUUUUCACUCUCACCCUCCCCUUUUCUUUUUUGCGCCUGCGCCAAACAGACUACUGAUGAUCCGGUCUCCUUCGCAGCCGCUUGGGCUGGAGUCCCGCAAUGCUCCCCGCCCCCGUGCCAUGCAUAUGACCGUUCGUGCAUGCGUAGCUAGCCGGAUUAGCGAGCGAGUUCACAUCAGCUUGCGAGUCAUGUAUAUCCCCCGCUACGCAUGGGCUAUAGUAUUCACUUCAACAACUGAAUUGACAAUAUGUUGACUGUUACAUGAAAAUUCAUGUAUGUAAGGAAGAUUUGAACAAAUUAUAGCUGAUUUAAAAACACAAGUCACUACAACCUCGUUCCCAGGGUUCUCUACUACCUACCUGGGAACGAGGUUGAAGUCACAAGUCAGCAAGUCAAAGCGAAGGAUCACAAUUAGUUAAAAACUUUCAGUUAGCAUAGAAUGGUUUCUAUCCAGUGGUGUCCCCUUGUUUGUAAUUGACUGGUAGUUCUCCAUCUCUCACCCUCGUUUUAAAGCCUUCAGGGUGAAGUAACUUUACCAAUCAGUCAGCCUCAGAUUGAUAACCCGUUCGUUCUGCUUUUCAAACUCUAGCAGUAUCUUAGCCCGCAAGCAAGCUCUUUAUUUCAAAUAACGAGUGAAUUGAGCCGGGAGAGAACGCGCGAACAAGUUGCAAAGCCCAUAAUGAUCUAACCUGGGACCAAGCUCCGCAGUGGGGAAAACGGGAAAAAACAGAUACUGCUAGUCUCGCUUCGCUCGCCAAUUUCUCUCAGUUCGCUUUUUCCCUCGAGCGGAGCCUGGUCCCAGGCUAAUAAGGUUCCUCCAAAUGGAAAUCUUGAACGCAGGCUAGCAGCAGUAACUGACUCUGAUAAGUAAAAAGAUCAGUACAGGGCCCAGGAGCGGAUUUGAGUCCAGGGGCCUGUUACAUUAGACGCCCUAAGAAGUUGUAGCUUCAAAAACAGAAGAGAAUUCCCUUCGAUUAAACCCCUUUAUACGAAGUCUACUUUGAUGUUAUCAUUUUCUUUUUCUUUUUGCCUCAGCUUGUAACUGUAAUUUGCACGCCAGUGCAUGCCUGUUCAACAUGGAGCUGUAUAAACUGUCUGGAGGCCAUAGUGGUGGGGUCUGUAUCCACUGUAGACACAAUACAGCGGGAAGAUACUGCCAUUACUGCAAGGAAGGCUUCUACAAGGACCCUACCAAGGAUAUCACACAUCGUAGAAUGUGCAGACGUAAGUCAGUAUUUCUACAUGAAAGCUUCAAUGAGAUAGAGCCAAGCGCCCAUAUUGUAGUUAAUUUUUUAUUUCAGGUAAUUUUUGUUUUUCUUUUGUUUUUGGGUUUGGUAAUGUAUGCCAAUGAAGUUGAAACAAAAGAAAAUAUAAAAAUUACCUAAAAAAAAAUUAACUGCAACAUAUCCAUUUAUCACUGGUUUUAUCACAUCAUACAGCCAAUAGUAUUUUCAGGAGUGAAUUUCCACUCCGAAGGAUUCCCAGCGGAAGUAUCUCCGAGUACACUAUAUUACUCGUCGCGUCGCGUCGCGUCGCGGUUGUAACCAUAAUCAGUGCGAAAUGAUAAAAAAAUAUUCCCGAACAUUUACACUUAAAAUAGAAAAUAAGUACUUAACAAGCCGAACACAGAGAGCGCCAGAAAAGAAUCAACAGAUACGAGCACAAUGGAGGGAGGCGUUUCCGCAUUCAACGUUCGGUGUGUACUAGGAAAGCACUGCAGAAUAAAGAGGAGCAGAGAUAUUACAUUUCUGUCCCAAAAGGCGUCUAAUUGAUGUCUUUUAACUGAUGCCACUAUCUUGACUGUCUCCAUUAACACUGAUUAGGGAAUUAAACUAAUCCGCUAAUAAGAUCGAUGGCACGAAAUAAAAAUUAGGACGAUGUGAUCAAAUGACGGAAGACAUGUAAUUACUUCUUCGCAUGUUGUAUCGUUCAAACACAAAGAGGGUCUCCUGAUCGUUCUUAAUUCAUAAAAGGUUGUCGUGUCUUGCUUCUGCAAUACACUGCGACCUUAUUCAGCUUGUUGUCUUUAAGCCCUCUAAAUGUUAAAUGAAACAACGGCCAAUAUAAGAUACUUUGUUCAAAUUAUUAAUGGUAGCACCUUAAAACUUAUCGCACGUUGUUAUCGCUGUUAUUCAAGUACUCAAGGUGUUGGUCAUUAUAUUUCCAUUCCAAAUAACCCUAAUGGCGAAAGAGCGUAUGAUGUUAGGUCACAUAAACAGAUUAUAGAAUUUGUAAAUCCAGUAAUUGUUUUUAUAGCCAAUUGGCAGAAGAGACCUUAGAUUUUGAAGGCGUUCAAUUCCACUUAAAUUUAAAAUUUGGGGUCAAUAUGUGAUAACCUUUAAUGAGAUCAAAGAGAGUAGUGGUUGCCACUUCAUGCCAAUAAGAAGUAUUUGUUAUAUUCAAAACCAGUUUAGUUUGAGGAAUUUCUUUGGGGGCGGGGGGGCGGAGGAAGGGGAGGCUCCACCCCGCAGUCCAACCCUUACCCUUUUAAAUGCCAUUUUUGAUCGCAAAGGAAACAAUUUCGUAUACCUUCCAUUGUCAAAAGGUACCCCUUUUACAUACCUUGUUUAGAACUUUGCAUCCCUUUUAACUGCUGUAAAUGCACUGUCUUAACAAUAUGAAUAUUUCACAAAACCAGAACAUUUUCAUGACUUUUUCACAGCCAUGAAAUGUAUCUGUUAGCCCUUUUGGGCUUUUUUACAAACCGAAAUGACAGGAUUUUGCUACCCUUUCAUAUAAUUCAGCUAGUGAAAUCACUACGUACCCUUUUAUAUACCUGAAGCCUGAAAAAGUUAAAAGUUACCCCUUGCGGGCGGAGCCACCCCUUAUAGGCCAUUAUAGGGAUUUUCCUCCUGAGGGCAGAAUUAGUAUUCUUGUCCAUCAUCAAGGGCAGGAUUAAGUCUUAAACUAAAGACAAUUCUAAUAAAGGCGUGACUUGGACCGAAUUAAAAGUACAUCUCUCUUAUCUUUUUAGCAUGUAACUGCCAUCCGCAAGGAUCCAUGGGAAGGGUAUGUGACCAAAUCACGGGACAGUGUCCAUGUAAGGAAGGCGUGACUCGAAGAGCUUGUGACAAGUGCGCCGCUGACUACGAAACCACAAAGAAUCCUAUAGUCCCCUGUAUAAGUAAGUAUUUACUUUUCUAGGCCUGACCGAAGUAUGACGUAAUAAUUAUUUGUUUUUCCGACGACAAACUGCAUGCUCAGGGAACAAACUACGAAUCCAAAGAACUUACUACCAAAUUAAUGUGCCUAAUUAGGUCUACAUUGAAAAUCAACAGACAGAAAAGAGUCCAACUGGUUCACGUGGUAUUUUUGCUUAAUUCUCUUUCCAGAAACGCCCAAUUCAGUUAUGUCCAUACAGCCCAAGGAUUCAAGUAAGUUUAUUUACUAUGGCCGAAUAUCACCCGUAGUUGACCGAACAGCGUUUCACUGAGCAAAAUGAUAGCUUUUUGAUAACAAAAAAAACCCGAAAAGUUACGUUGGCUUUGAAUCUUCAUCUCAAGUGAAGAGAUGACUUCAACUCAAUAAUAAGAAAGAUACAGACAUCGAUACAGACACAAGUUCACAAAAAGUGAACCUUGACAUACAGUGCUGAUUACAACUCAAUAAUGAGAAAUAGAGAUUACAAUAUAUAAGCUCCUUUAAACGCUAAUACCGCUCCCUAGAUACCGUUACUAUGCAUGGUAACUUGUCAAAAAAUGCCAAUAACGUGUUAAGCAUGCUUUCAAUUGCCGUUACGCCAACUAGAAUGGACUGGUAGUUGUGAUAGUAGUAUUGAUGUAACAAAGGAGAAUUGCUGAAAAAAGCUGAAAACUGUUGACAGCCUUUAAAAAGAGGACGCAGCCGAAAGGCAAGGUCUGCAAUGCGUCACAGAGGCAGAUAAAUCAGACACAAAACAUCAACGUUCAAUAUAAAGCUCCCUUGUCACUAGACUGAAAGAAAAGUCAUUUCUAGCUGUGUCCCCUUAAAUUCACUUUAACUACGCUCUGGUUCCUACCUGGUGACUUUUAACCAUGUGUCCAAGUUAAUAAUCUAAUAUUUUUUUCUUUUUCUCACUGCAGCAUGUUCCCAGUGCAAGAAAGUUGGGAUGUCAGGAAAGAAAUUUUGUCGCAAAGAUUUCGGUGAGAGGAGUUUCCAUAAAUAUGCGCUUAAGUUCACCUUUGAAACGAAAAUUUCUUGUAGAAUCCGCCUCAAUCUGUUUUCGUUUGUUUCUUCCUGGACGAUGUUUUUAAUCUACUUCCUUUCCGUUUUCAAUUCAGCUAUGAAAGUAGCAGUUCUUGGCUUGGAUAAAACAACAGAAGGGGAAUGGGUUCGAGUAACCGUAAACGUCAUGACUCGAUUCAAGAGGUCAUUGGUUCGUGUGAGGCUUGGAAAUGAAUUCCUUUGGAUCCCACGCCGUGACUACAAAUGCAAAUGCCCCAAACUGCGACCAGGCCGCCAUUACUUGAUUGCGGGUUCAGUCAGAUCAACUCGACGAAAAAAGUCCCUUGUGGUGGACCACCGUAGCAUGGUGGUCUCGUGGAAUGCAAGUAUAAACAGAAAGUUGGAGAGAAUUAAGAAAAAAUGUAGGAAAAAGAGUCAGUGAACCGUUAUACUUAAUCCAAGCAACAAUUGUAGCCUUAUCCUACACGAGAACAAAGUUAAACAAGCCACACUGCCAUUGGGGGCAAAGGGUGCAGGAAAUACUUUACGAGCGUGCAAACGCUGCAUAAAUAGAACCUUGGCGUGUGAUGUGUGCCACGCUCAUGUCUGGUGUAGUACGAAUUCGACUAAUACUAGAACUUCCGAAACGUACAAGCUCGCACUGAGAGAAAGGCCCGGUUCAGACGCCGAACUUUUCAUGAG